AUGCCUAUGAUUUCUGUGCUGGGCAAAAUGUUUGUGUGGCAGCGUGAAGGGCCUGGAGGACGAUGGACUUGUCAGACAAGUCGCAGAGUAGCCUCGGACCCCGCGUGGGCUGUGGAGUGGAUCGAACUUCCUCGGGGCCUCUCUCUAACCUCCUUGGGAUCUGCUCGGACCCUCCGAGGCUGGAGCCGGUCCUCUCGCCCUUCCUCCGUGGACAGCCAGGACUUGCCAGAGGUGAAUGUUGGAGACACAGUCGCGAUGCUGCCCAAGUCCCGGAGAGCCCUAACCAUCCAGGAGAUCGCUGCGCUGGCCAGAUCCUCCCUGCAUGGUAUUUCCCAGGUGGUGAAGGACCACGUGACCAAGCCCACCGCCAUGGCCCAGGGCCGAGUGGCUCACCUCAUUGAGUGGAAAGGCUGGAGCAAGCCGAGCGACUCGCCUGCAGCCCUGGAAUCAGCCUUUUCCUCCUAUUCGGACCUCAGUGAGGGCGAGCAGGAGGCUCGAUUUGCAGCAGGAGUAGCUGAGCAGUUCGCCAUUGCAGAAGCCAAGCUCCGGGCAUGGUCUUCGGUGGAUGGGGAGGACUCCACGGAUGAAUCCUAUGAUGAGGACUUUGCUGGGGGAACUGACGCAGAUGUAUCUGGGCAGCUGCCCCUGGGGCCCCACCUCCAGGACCUGUUCGGUGGCAGGCGCUUCUCCCGGCGCCAGGGCUCCGUGGAGCCUGAGAGCGACUACUCGCAGACCGUUUCCCCAGACACCCUGUGCUCUAGUCUGUGCAGCCUGGAGGAUGGGCUGCUGGGCUCCCCGGCCCGGCUGGCCUCCCAGCUGCUGGGUGAUGAGCUGCUGCUCCCUAAACUGCCCCCCAGCCGGGAAAGUGCCUUCCGCAGCCUGGGCCCAUCGGAGGCCCAGGACUCACUCUACAACUCGCCCCUCAUGGAGUCCUGCCUUUCCCCCGCCGAGGAGGGGCCAGCCCCUUGCCAGGACUGCCAGGCGCUCUGUCCACUGCCAGUGGGCAGCUGGGAACGGCAGCGGCCAGCCUCCGCUGUGGCCUCCUCUGGGGUGGUGUCCUUAGAAGAGGAGGGGGCAGGGCUGGAGGAACAGUGACCCACAUCCUGCCCGGUGGUGGCACAGUCCCCUGGCUGCUGCCGGGGGCAGGGCCUUGGUGCCAAGUGUGGCUCCAGGCUCCCAGCCGAGCUCCGCAGCCUGGAGGGCUCCCGGCAGCACUAGCUCCUCUGUCGUGUGUUUUGCAUGAAAGUGU
This is a messenger RNA of Trichechus manatus latirostris (Florida manatee), 1249 nucleotides long. It is a transcript of the gene FAM131A, whose product is annotated as family with sequence similarity 131 member A. The transcript has 6 exons. NCBI's taxonomy places the organism in Eukaryota, Metazoa, Chordata, Mammalia, Sirenia, Trichechidae. The record is from RefSeq and is a predicted model, not a curated record. The coding region runs from base 1 to 1095 and encodes 364 amino acids.